AUGAUUUCGAAAGGUAAUAAAAAUGAUAUAUUAAAUAAUAAUGAAGAAAACAGGAAUAUUUCUUUUUUGAACCCCUAUGAAAAUUCCAAGAUUUCUAAAGAUAAUUCUGCAGAAGAAAUAGCAGAAAAAUACUUAAGGAAUAAAGUAAGUUAUAAAACUAUAAAUAAAAAUAACUAUAAUAUAAAUAUAAAUAAUGAUUAUUAUGAUAAUAAAAAUAUAAGUGAAUGUAAUAAUUAUGUAUCUAAUGAUAAUACACCAUAUUAUUUAAAUAAUAAAAAUGAGAAUGUUAAUUUAAAUUAUGUUGGAGCACAAAAUUUUGAAAAGAAAAAUGAUUAUAUGUAUACAAAUUUAUUUUUAAAUACAAGUAAAAUAACUAAACUAAUUAAUUCUUGUAAUACUUCUAUGAACCCUAAUGAGACGAAUAAAUUGUACAAAUCCAAAGAAGAGGAAGGAUAUAAUAAUUAUAUAAAAAAUCAGGAAAAAAAUAAUGUCGUAAAUACGAUUGAUGAUUUAUUAAAUAAAUAUACAAACAAUACUAGUAUUAGAAAAAAUGAUGAAAAGUUAGGGUAUUUUAAAUAUAGCAUGACCAAACCGUAUAUGUUAGAUGCAAAAAAGGAGAUAACAAAUAAAUUACGGUUUGACGAUACCUCUGAAAGGGGCCGAUCAAAAUAUAUUAUGAAUGAUAAUAUACAAUAUAAAGAUAAUAAUGGCAUCACCAUAAACAACACCACCAACAACAACAAUAAUAAUAAUAUUAGUAAUAAUAAUAAUAAUAAUAAUAAUAACAAUAUUAUUAGUAAUAUUAGUAAUUAUAAUAGUAGAAGUAAUUCGGGCAAACGCAACUUGUAUGAACCACAGAGUCAUAGUAAAAAAAAAAAUUUAAUCCAGCGAAAUAAAGAUUAUGUUCAUUAUUUGAGCAAACGAAAUAGUAUUUUAAAAAAUGAAAUGCUAGUAAAGAAAGAUUUAAAAAAGAAAAAAAUGAGCGUUUCUUCAUAUGCGGAGAAUUCUUUUAUGAAGAAUAAAAUUAAAGAAGAUAAAUAUAAAAGAAAUAACUUUUUUUUUUAUGAUACAUAUUCUAAGAAUGAAGAUGGAAAAUAUAAGGAAGUAGAUUUAAUUAACAACAUGACUAUAUUUAAUAAGAAAAAGGAGACAAUUUGUGAACAUAAACCAACUUUUCAUUAUAAUGAAAACAAUAACCCUGUUAUUAAUAAUAUGAAUAUUUUUGAAAAAGAUUAUGAUAAAAUUAUAAACAAUUCCAUUAUUUAUAAAUGUAAUAAGGGAUGUGAACAUUCAAGAAAUUCAAAUGAUAAUAGUUUAUUUGAUAUGAGUUUUUUAAAAUCUACUUAUUCAGAUUCUAGUAAAAUUAUUGAUUCCCCUUUAAGUUAUGAGCAAGACAAUAUGAGCAUUUUCAAUAUAAGUAAUAACAAAAAUAAAAAUGAUGAAUCUGUUAUAAAUGUUUAUGAUAGUUCCAAUUUACAUUCAAAAAGUACUGAUAAUGUAAUAAUAUAUUACAAAGAUUCAAAUAAUAAAAAGAUGGUAGAUGUUAUAAAUGUAUCUAAUGAAUGUACCUUAGAAUCCAAAAAUAAAACAUCAGACAUAUAUUCAAAUAUAUAUAAUUAUGAUAACAAGAGUAAGACACAAAACGGAGAUAAUAAUGUAUAUAUAAAUAGGCAAAUGUCUUCAGCAUUAUUUAAUACGAAUACAGAUGAUAGUAAAAAAGGGGACUAUCUAAAUAAUACAAAUAAAAUAAUUAGUAGUGGUCUCAAUAAUGAUGGUAAUAAUAUUCGAAAUAAUACUUAUAAUUUAAAAUAUAAUAUAAAUUAUAAUAAUAUUAAUAAUGAUAUAAACGAAACCUACAACAACAAUAUUAUAAAUAAGAAGGAGGGAUACACUAAUUAUUUAAAUGUACGCAGUAAUUAUAGUACAAAUAAUAUUAAUAAAGAGUAUGUGGAAAAAAAUUACAAAGAAAAUGAAAAUUUAUCUGAGGAUAUGAACAAUAAUAAUAUAUGGAAUGAUGGAAAAAUAUGUAUAAAGAAUAGGAAUAAUAAUAUGAACCGAUAUUUUGAAUGUAAAAAAAAUGAAGAUAUAAUAAAAGACAUGAGCAGCAACAGCAAAAAUAAUGAUAAUAAUAAUGAUAAUAAUAAUCAUAAUAUUUAUAAUCACAAUAAUAAUAACAUUUAUAAUCACAAUAAUAAUAAUAAUAAUAUUAGUAUUGAUAAAAAUAAAGAAACCAAAUUAUUUCCCUUAUAUUUUUCUGAUAACAGACUAAAUAUUAUAUAUAAUGAUAGGGCGGAAAAAAAUUACAUAAUGAAUAGUAAUAAUAAUUUCUUUUCAAGCGAAAAGAAAAAAACAAGAAGUAAUCUAAAUAAUGGUGAUAACAAAAUAAAUUGUUAUAAUAAUAAUUAUAAUUAUAAAAAUCAAAAUGUAGAUGAAGAGCAAGAAAGAAAAAAACAUUUGUACAACAUGAAUACUAGUAGUCAUAUAAGACGUGGGUGUUUAAAUAUAGAUAAACAACAUAUGAACGAAUUAAAUAAUAUAAACAAUUAUGAAGAUUAUUAUAAAUAUAUAAAAGAAUUUGUAAAUUAUAUACCUAUAACUAUAAAAAAUAUAAAUAUUUUAUUAGCUCUAUCUUUAUACUUUUUAAAUUUUAACAUAAAUAAUAAUUGUACAGAAAAUGAAAUAUCAGAUAGUUUAUUAACAAAAAUAUUAAAUAAGUUUUUAUAUUGUCUUAAUUUAAAAACAUGUUUGCUUAAAGAAAAUAAAAUAAAUUAUAGUGCAGAUAAAUAUUAUUAUAUACAAAUAAAAGAAAAUGAUACAAAAAAUGAAGUAUUGUGUGACGACAACAAGGAAGAAAAAAAAAAAAAUGAACAACAUAUAGACAUAAAAUAUAACAAUCAUGUAAAAGAUAACAAUCAUGUAAAAGAUAAAAAUAAUGUUGAUGAUAAAAAUAAUGUUGACGAUAAAAAUAAUGUUGAUGAUAAAAAUAAUGUUGAUGAUAACAACCAUGUUGAUGAUAACAACCAUGUUGAUGAUAACAACAAUCACCAUUUUAAUCAUGAAAAUGGGAAUUCCUUAAGUAAUAAUAGUAGCAACUCUUUUGUUACCUUUUAUAAUAAACGAAUAAUAAAAUAUGAACAUGAUAUGAUAGCUAACAAUUUGUUAGAACAAAAUAUUGAUGAUAGGGAUAAAAGUCGUACAGCAAACAAAUAUGAUGAUAAAAAAGGUUUUUUUGUGUUUAAUAAAAAUAUGCAAAUAAUAAGCUUAAUAGAUAUAUAUAAAAUAGUUUGGUGUUUAUGUGUAUUAAAAAAGAACGAAAUUUUUAUCGAUCUUUUAAGGAUAUUAUAUAAAGAGAUUGAAUAUAUGGAUGUAGAUAAAGAUUUAAUUUUUUGUGUAAUGUAUCUUUUUGAAUAUUGUAAUAUAAUAGAAAUAAAAGAAUGUGAAAUAAAUUUAAAUAAAAAUAUGAUUUUAAAUAUAACUAAUGAUAAUAAUGAAAAUAUGUGUAUGUAUUUACAUUUAUUAUAUAUAUGUUCAUUAUAUAAUGAACAUAUUUUAUAUAAUAAAUAUCAUAAACAAAAUAUUGAAAAAAUUAUUCUAUGUUUUUAUGAUACUUUAGAAUAUUUAAAUUUAUAUACAUGUACUCAUAUAUUAUGUGUAUUAGCUUAUUUAAAUAUAAAAAAUGAUGAAUAUCCAUAUUUUUUUAAUAAAAUAUUAAAUGUAUUUAGACAUAACAUAAAAAAAUUAAAUAAAAGUAUAUUAUUAGUAAAUGUAUUAUGGUCCUUAUGUUUAAUUGAAGUCCCUUGUUCAGAAUUCUUAAAGGAUAUAAGUGGAUAUAUUAUAAAUAUUCUUCAUUAUAUUCCGCUUAGUGAAUUUAUAACAAUAUCUUGUUGUUUCGGUUGUCAAAAAAUUAUAUUAAUAAAUAAAUAUUGGAAAAAUGUAAAAAAAACAAAAGAACCAAAUAUAUUACAUAAAUAUAUUAUGAACAUUUCUCAAGACACCAUAAAUGAUUAUAGACAAUAUGAAAAGGAUAUAAAUACUUUUUAUACAGAAAAGAAAUUAUAUCCAUAUUACUUUUAUAGGAAACCUGUAUGUCAUUCUAUCAUUUUUAAAAUAUUAGCAUAUAACUUUUUACAUUACGAACAAAUAAAUAAAAAAAAAAAACAACAACAACAAGAAGAAAAAGAACAAGAAAAAGAACAACAACAACAAGAAGAAAAAGAACAACAACAAGAAGAAUCAAAUUAUAAAAUAAAUUAUGAUGAUAAUAAAAAUCUAGUAAGUAGUUACAAAAAAGGAAUGACUAACAGAAGUCUAAGUGUAGAAAAUAGACAUGAAAAAGAAAAUUCAAAAAAUAAAAAAGGUCCUCUUCAAAAUUUUAGAUUUAAUAGCUCAAAUGUGUAUGGGAAUAUAAAAAAUGCUUUAAUAAAAAAUUACAAUCUUCAAAAUAAUGAUGUGGUAAAAAAUGAUAAUGAUUUAACAACUUGUGAAAAAAAACAACAUUUACCCUUCUCAACAACAUGUGUAGAUAUUUAUCAUAAUAAUAAUAAUAAAAAUGAGGAGCAUAAUAGAAAUAUAAACAUAGAUAUUGAUUGUAACCAUACUUUUUCAUAUACACAAAAUAAUAUUAUAAAUUCUUUUAAAAAUGACUGGAAAAAUAAUAUAAAUAAAAAAAAAAAUUUUAAGAAAUUUAAAGAAUAUUAUAAUAUAUAUGAUAAUAAAAAUAAUAAUUAUGAUUUUCUUCUGAAUUCAUAUGAACGUAUCUUAUUUACAAAUCUAAUAGAAGAUUGUUGUAAUAACAUAAAUAAAUUAAACUCUAUACAUCUUAUCGAACUUUUAUAUACUUUAUCUAUCCUACAUAUAGACAAAUCAAAAAUUGUUAAGGUCAUAGAAAGAAAUAUGAACAAAAAUAUAUUUUAUGAACAUUAUGAAAAGUUUAUAGACAAGAUAAAAAAAAAAAAAUUACAAAAUAUAAAUAAAAAUGUAAAUAUAAACGAUAUAAAUAUUAAUGAUUUAGAUAAAAAUUUCAACAUGGACGAUGAAAUGAAAAACGAAAAAGAUGAUCUUAUCAUCUUAAAUUAUAUAUAUAACAAAUUUGUAAAAGAAAAUCCACAAUUUAUUAAUAAAAAUGAUUUAGAUAAUCAUUUCCUUUUAAUUGUGAAUAAUAUUUAUUUUUGUAAAUAUAUUAAUGAUGAUAUUUUUUUAAAUAUUAUUAAAUUUAAUAAAGAUCUAACAGGAACCAAAACAAAUAUUAAUCAUACAACUACUACAAAUCAUGAUAAAAAUAAUGACCAUAAUAAUAAAAAUAAUGACCAUAAUAAUAAAAAUAAUAACAAUAAUAAUAAAAAUAAUGACCAUAAUAAUAACAAUAAAAAUAAUAGCACUUUUUUUAAAUUAAAAAAUAUAUUUUGUGGUGCUGCCUUUAAAGAUAAGGAAUGUGUUAAACAAGAUAUACAUCAUAAUAAUGAACUUACACAAAGUAAUCAAAAUCAUUUAAUUAAUAAAAUAAAGGAUGAUAAGCAUCAUUAUUUUAUAUCUCAAAAAGAAGGUAGUGAUAAUAUAAAUAAUCAAUAUAAUCAGCAAAUAAGAAAUACAGAUUAUAAUAACCAUAUACAUAUCUAUGAUAAAAGAGAUAACAAUGUUUAUAAUAAUAUAUAUAAUAUACACAAUACACAUAAUGAACAAUAUGAUAAAAGUAACAUAAACAUUUGUCAAGAUAAACAUAUUAGUUUGUAUAAUAAUAAAAAUACACAUACAAAUUAUUCCCAACAAGAUGAUUUCAUGUCAAAUGAAAAGAAGAAAUUAUAUUAUCAAGAUGAAAAAAAUAUUUACAAAGAUACAUAUAAUAAUAUCCCUUCAUCAAAUAAUUAUAAUGGAUACUUAGGAGAACAUAAUCAUGAUAUAACAAGUGACACAAAUAAUAGCCCUGAAAUUUAUAGUGAUAAUACUUCAACAAAAUUAUAUAAUCUUAAAAAAGAUUUACAAAACACAUUUAAGGCUUCUAUUUCAUAUUACAAUAAUAAAAGUAAACAUAACAAUAUAAAUAAUGAUACAGAUCAUAAGGAAAAUUUUCUUCCUUCAGAAAUUUAUAAUAAUAUUGUUAAAAAUAGAAAUAUUAAAAAUAUAAUAUCUAAUUAUAAAGAAAAUCAAAUAAUAGACGAAACAAAUUUAAGAAAUAAUAAUUCUUAUGAAGAAAAAAAAAAACAAAAACAAAAACAAAAACAAAAUCAAAACAAUGUAAAAUAUAACUAUUAUCAUUUCAAUUUUUAUCAAAUAUUUAUCUUAUUAUUACAAAUUUCUAUGAUAUCCUUAUUUCUCUUUAUUAUUAUAUUUAUAUAUACAUCAUUGAGAUAA
Molecule: messenger RNA, 6348 nt
Organism: Plasmodium falciparum 3D7
Lineage: Eukaryota; Apicomplexa; Aconoidasida; Haemosporida; Plasmodiidae
Source: RefSeq, a predicted model, not a curated record